Molecule: messenger RNA, 882 nt
Organism: Thermothielavioides terrestris NRRL 8126
Lineage: Eukaryota; Fungi; Ascomycota; Sordariomycetes; Sordariales; Chaetomiaceae
Exons: 4
Coding region: 252-803 (183 amino acids)
Biological process (GO): protein transport
Cellular component (GO): lysosomal membrane
Molecular function (GO): GTPase activity; GTP binding
Source: RefSeq, a predicted model, not a curated record
ACAUUUUAUUCCUCGCUCUGCGCCGUCGCCCAGGGGGAGUCUGAGCGCUGAAUAUCUAAACUGGACCUGGUCGAGGCUUGCCACCGCCCAUCCGUCACCCCAUCAUCGUGGGCUGAGCGCCUGUCUUCUCGAACCCUUGAACAUCAGACGCCUGCGCGACUUUCCAGGUCCUCACACGCCCUCCGGCAGACCAAAAAACCCCUCCAGACCAUAUCGUCCUCUCCCGACAAGCAGUGUAGUCCUCCGUGAACAUGGCGGGGCUUUUCAGGCGAGUAUACGACUGGCUGUUGCGGACGUUUUGGGCGACGGAGAUGGACGUGACCAUGAUUGGCCUGCAAAACGCUGGGAAAACGUCACUCCUCCGCGUGCUUUCGGGCGGAGAGUUUGCCAUCGACUCCAUACCCACGGUCGGCUUCAACAUGAAGCGGGUGCAACGGGGGCAUGUGACACUCAAGUGCUGGGAUUUGGGUGGCCAACCCCGCUUCCGACCAAUGUGGGAGAGGUACUGCCGCAACGUUAACGCCAUCGUCUUCAUCGUCGAUAUUGCCGACCUCAAUCAGCUUCCCAUGGCCCGCGAAGAGUUGCACUUGCUAAUGAGCCAACCAACCCUCGAGGGCAUCCCGCUGCUCGUGCUCGGUAACAAGUCGGACCUGCCCAACAAGCUCACCGUGGACGAGCUUAUCGACGCCAUGGACCUCAAGAACAUCGCGCAUCGCGAGGUGUCGUGCUAUGGCAUCUCGGCCAAGGAAGAGACCAAUCUCGAGGCCGUCCUCCAGUGGCUGAUGAAGUUCGCCAAUAGGUGAAAGGUGUCCGGCCAUGAGUUUUGCGUCUUGUUUAGAAUACCCAGCUGUCGGCGGGGAAACUCGGGUUCGCAUUUGGCGG